AUGGGGUUUAUUAGAAUCAUAGGCUAUUUUUUCUUUUUUUGUACAUUUCUUCUUGAAUCAUCAAAUGGUCAAAAUCUAGCUCCUUCAAAUUUUCCUCCUUCAAAUUUAGCUCCUUCAAGUUUUGCUCCUUCAAAUAUUGCUCCUUCAAGUUUUGCUCCUUCAAAUUCAUUAUUUUCUGCAGUUCUUGUGUUUGGAGGUUCAUCGGUAGAUACAGGGAACAAUAAUUACAUACCCUACGCAUCAUUUAAAUCAGAUUAUCUACCAUACGGUCUCGAUUACGACUACGAAACCCCGACAGGAAGAUUCAGCAAUGGAAAGGUGAUUCCUGAUUUUGUUUCCUCAAGACUUGGAUUAAAAGAUAGGAUCCCACCAUUUUUAGAUCCUAAGCUACCAGACGAAGAGCUGAGCUCGGGCGUUAAUUUUGCAUCAGCUGGUGCAGGAUUCGACGACUUGACGUUGUCUACGAGAAACGCCAUUUGUAUAACAAGCCAAGUCGCUUUAUUCAAGAGAUACAUUGAAAGACUUAAGAUUGUUGUCGGAGGAGACAAUGCAAAUCUGAUUCUGAACAACUCUUUGGUAAUGGCAACUACUGGUAGUUUCGACAAUGUUAAUGUUUAUCUCGUUGGUCCGAAGAAAUCAUUGGACGCCAUGUUUAACUACAAAGAUCAUUCGUUGAUCACCAAUAUUAAGCAGUUUAUCAAGCAAAUGUACGGCCUAGGGUGUCCGACCAUACUCGUAACGGGGCUUCCGCCUUUCGGGUGCCUACCGCUUCCGAAUAAAGAAAUCAGUGCAGAAUGUACGGAUGAACAAAAUAAAGAUUCGUUGUAUUACAAUGAUCAGCUUAUUGAGAUGUUGCCUAAAUUACAAGAUCAGCUUCCUGGCAGCAAACUCAUCUAUGUUGAUGUUUAUAAGCCUAUUGUUGACAUGAUCAACUUUCCAGCUAAAUAUGGUUUUGUGGAGACAAGGAGUCCAUGUUGCACAACAACAUUACUGAUGUGCCAAAAAGAUGCACCAAUAUGUCAAAAUACAUCAGAAUAUUUGUAUUGGGAUAGGACACAUCUCACCGAAGCAGGAAAUCGACACCUUAUGCAAAUUAUAGAAAAGGACAUUCUUCCUAAAAUAUUAACCAAGAACUAA
Messenger RNA from Mercurialis annua (annual mercury), 1137 nucleotides. Its product is annotated as GDSL esterase/lipase At2g30220-like. The coding region runs from base 1 to 1137 and encodes 378 amino acids. The record is from RefSeq and is a predicted model, not a curated record. The transcript is spliced from 2 exons. Lineage: Eukaryota; Viridiplantae; Streptophyta; Magnoliopsida; Malpighiales; Euphorbiaceae. Gene Ontology annotation, molecular function: hydrolase activity, acting on ester bonds.